GUUUUUAGUGAUGGCCCAUACCUAACCCCCAAUUUUUCCAGGCACUCAAGUCAGGUACAAUACAAAUACAACAAACAAACGCGCAUAGAUCCAUCCCCCAUCUGAUAUCGGUUUCCCCACACUCCGCUUUGCAUACCUGUAUUGUACCUAAAGUUCUAACUGCCGUUGAUUGCCUCCGGCGCAUAUAAUCGCGGUUUCUAAUUUACCCCAUCGAAAACAAUGCCUCUUUUUCUCCAUAACUACUUGUAAGCGCAUACAAACAUGGCCAAGUCAAGCAGUAAAUCAGGUGACUAUUUCCGUUGGUUGUAGGCUGGCUUGGUUGAAUUCCAUCUCUAGCCGAACACUGCCGAGCGCGGAGAACGAAGCAAGUAAAUACAAGAGGCAUGACUUUUCCCUUUCUUCUCUUAAGAUAUAAGGCUCUUUUAUUUCUUUCGUUUUGUCGUGUGCGCCGUAUAUACCCAUAGAAUAGAUCAUCAUUAGCGAACCUAGCGAACCUGGCGAUUCUGUUGUUAUAUAUUAGGUGCCUGUAUAUACCUAGGUCCUACCAUUCUCAGCCGUCGUUCGUCUUGCCCCAUAGACCAUUACUGUCGCAAUGCCUUCUGCAGCAGUGUGCAUGAGAACCCUGAGAGCUUACUCUCGCUACGGUUCAAAUCAUGCCAGACUAUUCGCCAGGACGUUUUCGGCAACGUCCAGGCGCGCCGAGAUCAACAAGGUGUAUCCAUCUGCUGCUGAAGCGUUAAAAGACAUGAAGCCGGAUACCACGUUAUUAUGUGGCGGCUUUGGGCUUUGUGGUGUUCCAGAUACCCUGAUCAACGAGGUUUUAAAGAAGCCUGAAAUCACAGGCAUCACAGCGGUCUCAAACAAUGCUGGAACGGAUACAUCCGGCUUGGGGAAGCUCUUAAAAACCAAGCAGAUUAAGAAGAUGAUCGCUAGUUAUAUAGGCGAGAACAAGACGUUCGAGCAGAUGUAUCUUACGGGGGAAGUUGAACUGGAGCUCACGCCGCAGGGCACGUUGGCCGAACGAUGCGCCGCUGGCGGCAAAGGCAUCCCGGCUUUCUAUACCCCCGCUGCUUUUGGCACCGUAGUGCAGACGGGCGAGCUACCUCUCAAGAACAAGAGCGACGGAACUCCCGACGUGUUCUCCUACCCGAAAGACGUGAAGGUCUUCAACGGGAAAUCGUAUCUAUUAGAGCACGCUAUUGCCGGAGAUUACGCCUUCGUCAAGGCCUACAAGGCGGACAAGCUUGGAAACUGCCAGUUCCGUCUUGCUGCUAACAACUUCAACGGUGCUAUGGGCCGAAAUGCUAAGAUGACUAUCGUUGAAGCCGAGCACAUUGUCGAGCCUGGCGAGAUCCCUCCCGAGGCUGUCCACUUACCGGGUAUCUACGUGAAGAGGGUAAUCCAGAGCACCGCGGAGAAGAACAUCGAGAAAUACACCUGGACGAAAGAUGAAAGCGACGCGGACGCCAAGAAAGUGCUGGGCUCGGGCGACACGGCAGCUAAGCGGGAGAGGAUCGUUCGCAGGGCGGCCAAGGAGUUCAAGAACGGCAUGUACGCGAACUUGGGAAUAGGCAUGCCCAUGCUCGCGCCGGGUUUCGUAGGCCCCGAAGUCGAGGUGCAGCUGCAGUCCGAAAACGGCAUCUUGGGUCUCGGCCCGUACCCGAGACCGGGCGAGGAGGAUGCCGACCUGAUCAACGCCGGGAAGGAGACGGUGACGCUGAAGCCGGGGGCCGCGGUCUUCGGCAGCGAGGAGAGUUUCGGCAUGAUCCGCAGCGGCCGCAUCAACUUGACGAUCCUGGGGGCCAUGCAGGUCAGCGCUACGGGAGACCUUGCAAACUGGAUGCUACCCGGAAAAGUAAAGGGGUUCGGCGGGGCGAUGGACUUGGUUAGCAACCCGAGCGCGACGAAGGUUGUUGUGACGAUGGAGCAUACGGACAAGAAGGGAAACCCGAAGAUCGUCAAGCAGUGUGCUUUCCCCUUGACGGGUCGAGCUUGCGUGUCCAGGAUUAUUACGGAGCUGGGUGUAUUUGAUGUCGACUUUGCGCAUGGUCUUACCUUGAUAGAGAUUGCGGACGGCGUGACGGUAGAUGAGAUUAAGAGUAAGACGGAGGCGCCAUUCCGAGUUGCGGAUGACCUCAAGCCCAUGUUAUGAAUUUAGGUACGGGAGGGGAGGGAGGGAUGUGUAAAUGUCCAAUUAAUGUAUGAUAUAUCAAGUGUUUUUUUUCUCUUCUUUUGAGUCUAAAUAGUUGGUACGCCUAAGCAUACAAGUAUAUAAGAACACAUGACAUAACCUAUAAGCUAUAAGUUGUAGGCUAUAGCUACCUACCUAGGUAGCUUAUAGGAUGUAAACUGAG
Daldinia caldariorum is the source of this 2354-nucleotide messenger RNA. Its product is annotated as coenzyme A transferase. Gene Ontology annotation, molecular function: succinyl-CoA:3-oxo-acid CoA-transferase activity. Gene Ontology annotation, biological process: ketone body catabolic process. The transcript has 3 exons. The record is from RefSeq and is a predicted model, not a curated record. Bases 593 to 2152 code for a protein of 519 amino acids. NCBI's taxonomy places the organism in Eukaryota, Fungi, Ascomycota, Sordariomycetes, Xylariales, Hypoxylaceae.